Oncorhynchus gorbuscha (pink salmon) is the source of this 1476-nucleotide messenger RNA. RefSeq names its product gsg1-like 2b (gene gsg1l2b). Gene Ontology annotation, cellular component: plasma membrane. The record is from RefSeq and is a predicted model, not a curated record. NCBI's taxonomy places the organism in Eukaryota, Metazoa, Chordata, Actinopteri, Salmoniformes, Salmonidae. The coding region runs from base 151 to 1110 and encodes 319 amino acids. The transcript is spliced from 5 exons.
UUGGCUCCACAUGUUGGAGUAUCGCGCAGCUGUAAUUGCCCGUUGAUAUAUUAUCGGAAAGCCGGAUAACUGGAGGAGGAUUUGAGGAGAAGUCGGCAAAUAUUGUGUUGACGUUGGGGUUAAGUGCGUCUCCCAUUCCCGUUUGCCAUUAUGGGAGGGAUGGAUCGGCAGCGGAGGGUAUCCCUGGCUCUUACCUUGAACUUCCUCGCGCUGAUUCUAGCCGUGUCUGCGUUGACAACCAGCUACUGGUGCGAGGGGACACGGAAAGUUGCAAAACCUUUCUGUACCGGACCGGUCACCACGAAACAGUCGUUCUGUAUCAGGUUCAACAGCUCGAACAUCAACGACAGCAGACUGGUCCAGUACAUCUGGGAGUCCGGCGAGGACAAGUACAUUAUGAGGAAGUUCCACACCGGGAUCUGGUUUUCGUGCGAGGAGAACGUCAAUAUGACAGGUGAAAUCUGCAGAAGUUUCAUUUAUGUCACACCCUCACAUGAAAGAGGAGUGCUGUGGCUGUGUAUCGUGUCAGAAUGUCUGUAUAUUCUCCUCCUGGCCACCGGAGGCAUCCUCAUGUCCAUAGAGGCGUGUCACUUAGGAAACGUCAUCGACGGCCUCAAACUCAACGCCUUCGCUGCCAUAUUCACUGUCCUGUCAGGUCUACUCGGCAUGGUGGCCCACAUGAUGUUCACUACAGCCUUCCAGCUGACAGUCAGUGUGGGGCCAGAGGACUGGAAGCCUCAGACAUGGGACUACAGCUGGUCAUACAUCCUGGCGUGGAGCUCGUUCACAGCUUGCAUGGCCUCCUCAGUAACCAUCAUCAACCGCUACACCAAGACCAUCCUGGAAUUCAAACACAAGCGCAGAAACAUCGAGAAGAACCUGAAGAUCAAGCAGAAGCUUCUGGAGCUGGACUCUGGACCAGGGGUUGGGGUGGGACACGUUGGACAUGUGGAACAGGUGUGGGACAUGUACAUCAGCUCAGUACCCAGCUCAGGCUGCACAGCAGAGGAAUUGCUGGACUUGUCCAGUAAUGGAAGGAAGCUGUCCAAUGCUUCAGUGUUUCUGGACCUGAAUGACCUGCCGGAUCCACAAAGAGAGGAGUACUGCUGAGGAGGGAACUAUAGGAGACACGCACAAGUACGCAUAUACACACAAACAAAAACACAUACACACAAAUUACUGCCACCCAAUUUACAAACCAAAUAGCAACUGUGACUUCGUGUUAGAGGAAAUCCAACUCCAAGUUUCCCUGAUAUUCCAAGCCGAGGUAGAGAUGGGUUGAGGAUGAGAGAAAUGGAUAGCAGAGGAUGCACUAAUAAAUGGUAGAAAUGGAAAGGCAGAGAGAAGAAAUGGAUAGAGGAGAGAUGGAUAAAGGAUGAUUUCAGGAAAAAAAUAUAUAAGUGUGUGUGUGUGUGUGUGUGUGUGUGUGUGUGUGUGUGUGUGUGUGUGUGUGUGUGUGUGUGUGUGUGUGUGUGU